GCAAAUAUUUCGUGAUCGAAAUAUAACUGAAAAAAAAGUUGUAAAAAAAUUUUUUUUGCCGGUUAGAAAAACGUUCCAACAGAAAAAAGUAAAUACAAAUAUAACAACAGCAACAACAAACAGAAGGCAUUUAACAAAAUGGUUAAUAAUAAACUAAAUAAACAGAGACAGCAACAAAAUGUUGCUGCGCAAAAAUUAUUAACACAACAACAGCAAACACAAGAACAGCACCAGCUACAACAAACAAAUGUGCUAAAAGAAUUAAAAAACGUAAGCAACAAGAUCAACAAUAAUAAUGUAAUUGUCCAAAAUAGUAGUCAAAAAGCGAAUAACGUAAAUAAAAGUAACAAUGGAAAAAGCAAUAACAAAAAUAAUGAUACGGCUAGUGUAGUACAAAAAAAUCGUAAUAAUAACACUAACAAAACACAGAAGAAACAGAAUAUUGGCAGCAAUAACAGUAAGAAAACACAAUACCAACAACAAUUACACCAACAACAUAACAUAAAAUCGGAUGCAAAUAUACGAAUGACAAAUAAGAAUAUGCAAAUACAAUGUGAAAAAAAUAAGAAUGAUAAACAAAAUAAAACCAUCCGUGUGAUCUCCAAAGCUUUUACCAAUAGUAAUGUAAAUAAUAAUAAUCAAAGUAGAAACACAAACAACAACAAUAAUAAUUAUAUUAAUAAUAAUAAUAACAACAACAACAUUAAAACUGACAAUAAUUAUAUCAAAUCAAACAAUGACAACUCAUCAAUUCCAGAAAUUGCACAAAAUGUAGUUAAUUCAAAUAAAAAUAAUGAUAAUGAUAACGAUAAAAAUAUAAUUAUUGAUAAAAAUGAUAAAAUUGUUGCAGUUAGUACUCAAGAAACAACAGAUUCUAAUGAAGCAGAGACGACACCAAACGAAACAACAGAAUUAAAAAAAUCCCCUGACGAUAUUUUAACAGCUGCACCAACGUGUGCAAAAUGUUUAAAACCCACUUCGGCCUUGCCCUAUAAGCAGUAUGAACCCAUAUUGAUUGUCAGUAGUAGUGGUGGUGUUAAUAAUCAUAACAAUGCCAAACAAUAUAGAAAGUCAAAGUCAUAUCUUGGUGGAGGUCGCAAUAAUAAUAACAAUAAGUCAACAGAUAAUCAACAGAGAAAUGGUCAAGGUCGUAAAGAAUAUCAUCGAUCCUAUAGUAGUUCAUAUGAUCGUACUUUUGCUGAACGUAAUAGAGAUUUCGUACCAAUAUUACCGCCCGCAAAACCUGUGCUUUCAUCAUCAAAUGUAGCAGCUGUCAUCGUCGACUCAGAUAAAUUGAUUAUUGUCGAACGAUGCGGAAAGGGCAGAAUUUCGUAUCCCAUAAUGCAGUGCGGGACAUUAGACGCACCCAUUCCUUCAUAUCAUCAACAGAGAUCAACCAGAAUGGAUGCUUAUCAAAUUGAUGAUGGUUUUCACUCUGAUGGUGGCACUGAAACACCACCGCCAUCACCGAGUUCUGGCUCAUCCAUUGCAUCCACUUCGGAUCAUGGUUCGCUAGAAAGUGUUGAUACUGGCGGUACACAACGUUUGGCUGUACUUUCAUUUGAGCAGGUGCGAAAAUUGCAUAAUGUUAUGGAUGAAAAAGUUGCCAUUCAUGGACGCGGUAAUUUUCCAACAUUGGAAGUAACAUUGAAAGACUUAGUAAAUGCAGUACGACGCAAGCUAGAGGCUGAUGUUGGCUCUGGUGGUGCUGGUGUGAUAGUCAAAGAUAUACGUUUGAACGGAGGCGCAGCUAGUCAUGUUUUAGCAUCCGAAGAUCAGCCAUAUAAUGAUUUAGAUCUUAUAUAUGCCAUUGAACUAAGCUCAUCACGUCAUUUUGAUCGCGUUAAGAACGCUGUACUAAAUACAUUACUUGAUUUAUUGCCAGAAGGUGUAUCCAAACGACGAAUUAUGCCAUGCGCUUUAAAAGAAGCUUACGUUGGUAAAAUGGUUAAAGUAAAUAAUAAUAAUGAUGGCGACCGCUGGUCACUUAUAUCAUUAGGCAAUUCUCCUGGUCAUAAAAAUGUAGAACUGAAAUUUGUUGAUACAAUGCGCCGACAAUUUGAAUUUUCAGUUGAUUCCUUCCAAAUUGUUUUGGACUCAUUACUUUUGUUUUAUGAUUGCGCUGCAUUACCAAUAUCGGAAAAUUUCUAUCCAACUGUUGUAGGAGAAUCAGUUUAUGGCGACUUCCAAGAGGCACUAUAUCACUUACAAAAAAAAUUGAUCUCAACGAGACAACCGGAAGAAAUACGUGGUGGCGGUUUACUCAAGUAUUGUAAUUUACUUGUACGUAAUUAUAAACCCGUUGAUCCACAACGUAUCAAAACAAUGGAACGUUAUAUGUGCUCAAGAUUUUUUAUCGAUUUUCCGGAUAUAAAUACACAGACUGUUAAAUUGGAAGCAUAUUUACGCAAUCAUUUCUGGGGUGUAGAUGAGGAACCACUACAGUAUCAGUACCUGAUGCAUUUACGUCAAGUUGUUGAAAUGUCUACUGUUUGCCUGAUGGGACAUGAGCGGCGACAAACUUUGCUACUCAUACAGACACUCGCAGCUCAGGUUCUUUUCAAAGAUCAACAGAAACAACAGUUAACACAGGAGCAAUAUCAGCAAGUCGUUGAUAUGCAACAACAGCAACAACAACAACAGCAGACUGUAACCAUUGUCGCAGCACAGCAAUCACAACAACCACAACAACAGCUACAGACUAUAUAUCUACAGCAGGCUACACCGACAACAACCGCUAUUUGUUGUACUAUGCCGCCGACUAAUGAACAGCAAGCACAACAGCAACAACAGGCUCAACAGCAACCACAAACACAACAGCAGCAACAAGCAACUGUUACCGCAACCGUUCCUCAAACAAUACAAAUACAGGCCGGACCACCAGGUUUAAUUUACGCUAAUGGCGUCUACUAUGCACCUGUGAUACCAACAAUUUGCACAUGCAAUUCGACUUGGCUAAGCACGUGAUUAAGCGUGCCAGCAAAAACAAUUAU
Molecule: messenger RNA, 2993 nt
Organism: Teleopsis dalmanni
Lineage: Eukaryota; Metazoa; Arthropoda; Insecta; Diptera; Diopsidae
Product: terminal nucleotidyltransferase 5C
Exons: 2
Coding region: 139-2967 (942 amino acids)
Biological process (GO): mRNA stabilization
Molecular function (GO): poly(A) RNA polymerase activity; RNA binding
Source: RefSeq, a predicted model, not a curated record